CGCGGAAACACACAAACACACCCAUCAAGCGUAAUCAGUGUAGCUACACUUCCUGCUUCACUCCGAGCUCAGCCUCCCGCUGUCGAACAACGUUCCUGAGAUGAGUUACCCCGGAUACCCUGGACCAGGAGGUUACCCCCCUCAGGGUGGAGGUUACCCCCCUCAGCAGGGCAUGUACCCUCCCCAAGCCGGAGGAUACCCCCCGCAGGCUGGAGGUUACCCCGCCCAGCCCGGUUACCCUCCAGCAGCAGGGGGUUACCCACCCCAGCCCGGUGGAUAUCCAACCCAGCCGGGGGGAUACCCAGGCUACCCUCAGCAGGGUGGUGGGUAUCCACAGGCUCAGCCUGGAGGCUAUCCGUCCAUGCCCCCUGGAGGUGGGUGGGGAGCUCAGCCUGGCUAUGGAGUGCCAGGAGGGAUGCCUCAGGGUUACCCUGGAGGUCCUGCGCCAGGGCAGCAGCCAAUGCCAGCUUAUCCAGGAGGCGCUCCUGCCCCCAACCCGUCCAUGCCCACCAUGCCUGGAUACGGAGGCGGCGCUCCGGCUGGACCCGGUGUACCAUCAGGACCCGGUGUACCAUCAGGACCUGCAGGACCUGCAAUACCUGCUGUUAAUCGCGGUUACCGCGGCACCAUAAAGGACUGCCCUGGCGCUGAUCCUCUCCGAGAUGUGGAAGUUCUCCGCAAAGCCAUGAAGGGCUUCGGAACUGAUGAGAACGCCAUCAUCGAGCUGUUGGGGAACCGUUCCAGUAGGCAGCGGGUGCCAAUGGUCAAGGCUUUUAAGACCACCUACGGCAAGGAUCUGAUCCACGACCUGAAGUCAGAGCUGACGGGGAAUUUUGAGCAGCUGGUUCUGGCCAUGAUGAAGAGUCCGGCGGAGUACGAUGCCAGCGAGCUUCGUCACGCUAUAGCGGGUGCUGGAACUGAUGAGGCGUGUCUGAUUGAGAUUCUGUCGUCUCGGAACAACGCCGAGAUCCAAGAGAUCAACCGGCUGUACAAAGCAGAAUACGGGAAAACACUGGAGGACGCCAUCCAGCACGACACUUCAGGCCAUUUCCGCAGACUGCUGGUUUCUCUGUGCCAGGGUAACCGCGAUGAGAGAGAGACUGUGGACAUUGCUAUGGCCAAGCAGGAUGCCCAGAAACUUUACGCUGCAGGAGAGAAUAAAGUAGGAACAGACGAGUCUCAGUUUAACGCCAUCCUGUGUGCUCGCAGCAAACCGCACCUCCGACAAGUUUUCCAUGAGUACCAGCAGAUGUGCGGUAAGGAGAUCGAGAAGAGCAUCUGCAGGGAGAUGUCUGGAGAUCUGGAGACCGGCAUGCUGGCUGUGGUGAAGUGUAUUAAGAACACACCCGGCUACUUCGCUGAGAGACUCCACAAGGCCAUGAAGGGUGCGGGCACUAAGGACCGCACACUGAUCCGUAUCAUGGUGACCCGCUCUGAGGUCGACAUGCUGGACAUCAGGCAGGAGUACCUGCGCAACUACGGAAAAUCUCUCUACACAGAUAUAUCUAGCGACACAUCUGGAGACUACAAGAAGCUGCUGCUGAAGCUGUGUGGAGGAAGUGACUAAGAGAGAAAGUGAAAAUGUACAAGACCAUCAGACGCCCGCCAAUCAUAAUCAUCCUCCUACCCACAUAUCCAGGGGCCCCACCAGCUUUAGCUGCACUGGUGCCAAAUUAGCCCAGAAAUUACACUAUAGUGGUCCAUUUUUUAUUAGCAUAACAAUGAAUAUAUAUAUAUAUAUAUACAUUUUGCAUACAUACUGAUUUUUAUAUACAGAGUGGUGCAUGACAGCAUGUUGGAUUGUGAAGAGUUUGAAGCAUUUUAUAUUAUAUAUUUCUGGAUUAUAUCAGCUCGUAACCAAAAACGGACCAUGUUACACAUAAAAUACAAUCAGCCUCUCAUUGCCUUAUCACACUUGUGACAUUCAUAGCGCCUUGUAGACAACAUCUCUAUGAAAAUAUGUGUCAUUUUACAUUUGUGUUUAUAAUAGUCAAAUCAAAAUGAAGGUGCCUAAUCAUCCCUGCUGUUUGUACACUCAUUGGCCGCUUUAUUGGAAACCCCUAGCUUUUACUUCUGGUAACUGGCCACUUUAUUAGAAACACCUACCUUGCUACACGAUUUAUUAACCCCCUCUACCAUAUUCAUCACUGCUCAGUUUCUGAUAUCCAGAUAUUAUUUGGUCCACUGCCCAAAAAUAUCCAGCCAGAGCAGCUCUGUGGUCAGAAACAUAACACAAACUGCGCAUCGACAGAUGAGGAGCAAGGCGGGGUUUCCGAUAAAGUGGCCAUGGAGUGCACAAAUACGCGUUUUCCUCUCUUGGCUUGCAAAAUGUGCCACAACUGGAACAGAGAUUGAAAUAACUAAUUAAUAUUAAUAUACUCAUUAAAGGUCUGUAUGCUUGUAUUUCUUACUGUCAUAACUACAGAACCUACACAUUAGCUUUAUGGUAGAUACUGAAUAAUGUCUAAUAGUUUUUGUAGCAGUUAGGAUGUAUAAGUGACCAAUACGUCUGUAGUUUAAAGGGUUAAUAACUCAUUGCUGUUAUAAUUUUGCUCUUGUUUAAAGUGUCCAUUUCUUUCCUCCUAAACUAAAUGCUGUGUUGUUGUUGUCCAGUAGAGGGCAGUCCAGUCCCUUUUCCUUCGGCUUGUACGUUCCCUGGCCUUAGCGCUGUCUCAGGGCUGUAAUAACCACUGUGUGCGCCCCCUGCUGGUGUAGUUCUCUGUUCUUGCCUAUGCACUCUGUUUACUAAAGCAGCUGAUUGUGUACUAACGCCAGGCAUGUGCUGUGUGUUGUUCUGUGUGGCUCUGAUGAAAAGGAAGAUUUAAGAGUGGAUGAUAAUAAAGAAGCUCACUGAAGAAUAA
This is a messenger RNA of Colossoma macropomum (tambaqui), 2861 nucleotides long. It is a transcript of the gene anxa11b, whose product is annotated as annexin A11b. Gene Ontology annotation, biological process: cytokinetic process; phagocytosis. Gene Ontology annotation, molecular function: calcium ion binding; calcium-dependent phospholipid binding. Gene Ontology annotation, cellular component: cytoplasm. The coding region runs from base 101 to 1567 and encodes 488 amino acids. NCBI's taxonomy places the organism in Eukaryota, Metazoa, Chordata, Actinopteri, Characiformes, Serrasalmidae. The transcript is spliced from 16 exons. The record is from RefSeq and is a predicted model, not a curated record.